Messenger RNA from Ceutorhynchus assimilis (cabbage seed weevil), 3089 nucleotides. The record is from the annotation of a GenBank genome assembly. Lineage: Eukaryota; Metazoa; Arthropoda; Insecta; Coleoptera; Curculionidae.
UGGCAACGUCGCAUUUGCUUGUCAACAACAUGUGAAAAUCUUAACCUAACUUUUGAUUAAAUGUUUUGUAUACGUUUUUUCUUAAAUUAUUAUUGCAAUUUCAAUAAUUAUUAUUAAUUGUUAACUAUGAGUAUGACAACGCCGCCAGCGGCCCUAGUGAACCGUAACAAAAAACAUUUCUUAGGGGUACCAGCGCCCCUCGGUUAUGUAGCUGGUGUUGGUAGAGGGGCUACUGGGUUCACUACUCGGUCGGAUAUUGGUCCUGCAAGGGAUGCCAACGAUGUAUCAGAUGAUCGUCAUGCCCCUCCAGCUGCUAAAAGAACGAAAAAGAAAGACGAGGAAGAGGAAAAAGAGGAAGAAGAAGACCUCAACGAUUCCAACUACGACGAUUUCAACGGCUACGGAGGCUCCCUUUUUUCCAAAGACCCCUACGAUAAAGACGACGCAGAAGCCGAUGCAAUUUAUGAGGCAAUCGACAAACGCAUGGACGAAAAACGCAAAGAAUACCGUGAAAAACGCCUCAGAGAAGAACUGGAAAGGUACCGUCAAGAAAGACCUAAAAUCCAGCAGCAAUUCUCCGAUUUAAAAAGAGAUUUAGUGCAAGUGUCUGCCGACGAGUGGCGCCAAAUACCUGAAGUGGGUGAUGCGAGAAACAAAAAGCAACGCAACCCUAGGGCGGAAAAGUUUACUCCGUUACCUGACAGCGUUUUAUCUAGGAAUUUAGGCGGCGAAGCAUCCAACAGCAUCGAUCCAAAUUCGGGCCUUGCGAGCAUGGUACCAGGCUCAGCAACACCCGGAAUGCUAACUCCAACAGGCGACAUGGAUUUAAGGAAAAUCGGCCAAGCCAGAAACACUUUAAUGAAUGUUAAAUUAUCGCAAGUUUCUGAUUCGGUUACCGGACAAACUGUUGUAGACCCAAAAGGCUAUCUAACUGAUUUACAGUCAAUGAUUCCCACUUAUGGAGGAGACAUAAACGAUAUUAAAAAAGCCCGUCUGUUGCUGAAAAGUGUAAGAGAGACUAAUCCAAAUCAUCCACCUGCAUGGGUUGCUAGUGCCCGUUUGGAAGAGGUCACUGGAAAAGUGCAAGCUGCCAGGAAUUUGAUUAUGAAAGGCUGCGAAGUUAAUCCUCAAAGUGAAGACUUAUGGCUGGAAGCUGCCCGAUUGAAUCCUCAAGACACUUCCAAAGCUGUAAUAGCUCAAGCUGCUAGACACAUACCAACAUCUGUAAGGAUUUGGAUUAAAGCUGCCGAUUUGGAGCCGGAAACCAAAGCAAAAAGACGCGUCUUUAGGAAGGCCUUGGAGCAUAUUCCCAAUUCUGUUAGGCUGUGGAAGGCGGCAGUUGAAUUGGAGAAUCCGGAAGAUGCUAGGAUUUUAUUGUCCAGGGCUGUAGAAUGUUGUUCAACUGCUGUAGAGCUUUGGCUAGCAUUGGCCAGGUUGGAAACAUAUGAAAACGCCAGGAAAGUGCUGAACAAGGCCAGAGAAAAUAUACCGACUGACAAGCAAAUUUGGACUACUGCUGCCAAACUAGAAGAGGCCAAUGGCAAUCAUCAUAUGGUUGAAAAGAUUAUUGAGAGAGCUAUUAGUUCCUUGAGUUCAAACGGGGUAGAAAUCAACAGAGAACAAUGGCUGAAAGAAGCAAUUGAGAGCGAAAAAGGAGGCCACAUUCACUGUUGCAGGGCCAUUGUCAAAGUGAUCAUUGGUUACGGAGUGGAAACGGAAGACCAGAAACAUACUUGGAUGGAAGAUGCUGAAAAUUUUACAAAUCAAGGUGCCUACGAAUGCGCCAGAGCAGUUUACAGCAUAUCACUGGCCACUUUUCCCGGCAAAAAAUCCAUCUGGCUACGAGCUGCUUAUUUGGAAAAGAACCACGGUACCCGAGAAAGUUUAGAGGCCCUGUUGCAAAGAGCCGUUGCCCAUUGUCCCAAAAGCGAAGUUUUGUGGUUAAUGGGCGCCAAAAGUAAAUGGUUGGCCGGCGAUGUGCCUGCGGCGAGAGGCAUUUUAUCAUUAGCUUUCCAGGCCAAUCCUAAUAGCGAAGAAAUUUGGUUGGCCGCUGUCAAGUUGGAAUCAGAAAAUAAGGAGUAUGAGAGGGCGAGGAGGCUGUUGGCCAAAGCUAGAGGUUCUGCUCCAACACCAAGGGUGAUGAUGAAAAGUGCAAAGCUAGAGUGGUCCCUAAACGAUCUGGAUGCAGCAAUCACUUUACUCGAUGAAGCAAUUAAGGCUUUUCCAGACUUUCCAAAACUGUGGAUGAUGUAUGGGCAAAUAUACGAACAAAGAAAAGACCUCACCAAAGCAUUUGAAGCAUACAAUUCUGGAAUUAAGAAAGCUCCAAAUUCUAUACCGUUAUGGCUCCAACUGUCCCGUCUAGAAGAAAAACGCGGCCUCCUGAUAAAAGCUCGCUCGGUUUUGGAAAAAGCACGCCUGAAAAAUCCCAAAAACGACCAAUUGUGGUUGGAGGCAAUUCGAGUCGAACUAAGAGCCGGAAUGAAGGAAAUCGCCAAUUCAAUGAUGGCCAAAGCAUUGCAAGAGUGUCCCAACUCAGGCGCUUUGUGGGCCGAAAGUAUUUUCAUGGAACCCAGACCACAAAGAAAGACAAAAUCGGUUGAUGCAUUGAAAAAAUGCGAACACGACCCACAAGUCCUGCUAGCUGUCAGCAAACUGUUUUGGUCCGAAAGAAAAGUCAACAAGUGCAGAGAGUGGUUCCAAAGAGCCCUAAAAUUGGAUCCAGAUUUGGGGGACGCCUGGGCCAGUUGGUACCGUUUCGAGCAACUGCACGGUACCAAAGAAAAACAGCAAGAGGUCAAAGAGAGGUGCUUGGCCGCCGAACCACACCACGGCGAAUUGUGGUGUACGAUUUCAAAGGAUAUUAGAAAUGUCGGAUGGAAUACUGAACAAACUUUGUUAGCUGUGGCCAAAGAAGUACCCAUACCUAUUUAAGAUUAGUUUAAGUAAGACCACCAUUAGGAACAUCGAAGAUCCGACAAGGAAAACUACAACCAUGAGGAAGGCCAUACCAUCGAAACCAGCAAUGUCAAAUGGUUGAGGUUUGGGCGGUUGCGGAGGCGGCACCGGACAGCUGGCUUCGCAGUCCA